Molecule: messenger RNA, 1561 nt
Organism: Spea bombifrons (plains spadefoot toad)
Lineage: Eukaryota; Metazoa; Chordata; Amphibia; Anura; Pelobatidae
Product: cytospin-A-like
Exons: 13
Coding region: 90-1544 (484 amino acids)
Biological process (GO): actin cytoskeleton organization
Cellular component (GO): filamentous actin; microtubule organizing center
Molecular function (GO): protein binding
Source: RefSeq, a predicted model, not a curated record
GGGGCACUCAGUGAGUGGGAGUUCUGAGUCUAGAGUACAGGUGUCUCUGGAUCUCCUGCUGUCUCUGGAUUUGCAUCCAUCAGUUCAUUAUGGGAGCCAACAACAUAAAGACCGCGACGGACGCUCACGCAGAGUCGCCCAAGGAGCCCUCGUCUUCUGCCCUCUACAAGCCGCACCUUUCCCCUACAUCGUCCCCCACGCGAGACCACUUCUACACCCCAGCGGGAAGCCCCGAACAGAAACCCGCGGGCAGCGGCUCCUCCCCGGAGCAACUGCCCCUUAACUUUGAGCUGUCCAAAGGAGAGGAGGCCUGGGGUGUCCCUUUCAGCCGGGCCAUGGAAAGGAUCCAGCAUGCAUCGGAUGCCUUGGCGCGCAUGCACAGCCAGCUGGGCGCUCUGCUCAGCCCCAGAAUGAUCAGCGAGGGUCCACACAUAAUGGACUCUGCCCUAGGAUGGGAGGCGCGCUUGGCCGAGGUGCGACAAGAUCUGAGCGUCGGACUCAAAGAAAUGAGAUGCCUCAAGGACAAGUACGAGGCUCUUAGCGCAGGUGCCAAAUGUAGAAGAGGACAAGAGACAGGACGUGCAAGAGACAACCAGGCAGCCAGAGAGUGCCGGGAACGGUUGAAUGUGACAGAGUGUCUGACAACACAGCUCCAAACUGACUUCCAGGCCAUGCAGGACGACUCUGAGAGCGCAGAGAAACACGAGAGACGACAGAAGGAAGAGAGAGCACAGAAAGAGAAACUACAAGAUCGGAUUUAUCAGCUGGAGAAAGAAAAGGAAACUUUAACGGAGAACCUCAUGGAGCUGAAGGGCCAGGUGCGGGACCUGACGCUCCUACAAUCCGAUCUCCAGACCGCCGUGUCCGUGGCAGAGAGAUUCCGCGAGGAAGCCCAGGAGAAACUGGAGAAAGCCGAGACAGAGAACCGGAGACUGAGGAGCAAGAGAUAUGACUCAGUGGACUGGGCAGAUGCCCCCCCAGUGAAUGGAUCCCUACAGGGGUAUCACAGCCUCCCUCGUGGGGUCAUCCUGUCCUCCUUGAGGGACCCCAUUAUGAAGUCCAGCAGCUUAAUGAGUGUCCCCCCAUCCCAGCGACCCCCACAAGAGACAGGUUCCGUGUCCCGCAGAGAGAGGAGAGGGAGCCUCGAAACGUUACUAAACGAGUCCAAAGCCACAGAGAAUCUGACAGAGGAUUCCGGAUCGUUCUUCCGCCGUUAUGGGGGCUCUAAAAGAGGAGUAUUUCUGCGCUGGGCUCAGGACCGGACGUGUGGCUACAAGCACGUGGUUAUCACCAACUUCAGCAGCUCCUGGGCGGACGGCAUGGCGCUCUGCGCCCUUCUGCACUCCUACCUUCCAGAAAGGAUCCCGUACACACAGCUCCGCCCCCUGGAGAAGAGGAGGAAUCUUCAGCUGGCCUUGCAGGUUGCGGAGAGCGCGGGGAUCCCGUCCUUGCUGACUCCGGAUCACAUGCUGCAGCCGCAGGGACCUGAUUGGCAGAAAGUUCUUCUGUACGUUGAAUCCAUUUACCAGAAAUUUGAGGCGUGAAGGAGAUCUCUGUGUCU